Dermacentor silvarum is the source of this 3409-nucleotide messenger RNA. RefSeq lists its product as uncharacterized. The transcript has 2 exons. The coding region runs from base 1104 to 1715 and encodes 203 amino acids. Lineage: Eukaryota; Metazoa; Arthropoda; Arachnida; Ixodida; Ixodidae. The record is from RefSeq and is a predicted model, not a curated record.
UGAGCCAGCGGGCGCGAACUGGGCGACCUUGCCCGGGCCGUCGCGGCGGAUCUGAUCAGCUGUUGAGAGCGCGCGCGCACGCUCAGCCAGGCUCAGCGCACGCGGGGUGCCGCUGCCGAACCACGUGGUUUCCUUCGGUGCAAGGAAACUGGAAUGCGCCCUCUCAGCUGCCGCCGCCGCUGAAAGCGCGGCCAGUGGCCGACGCUCUCCUUUUUCUUCAGCUACCGCACCGCCUGGCAGCAGCGACGCAUCGCGCCGCGCGGCUACCCCCUCCAGGAGCCCAAGGCCUCCUUUGGAGCCGCCGCCCUUCCACCAAGACAGCCCAGCCCACCCCCACACUUCUCCACGAAACCUCUGGAAGACCGUUACCCCACCCAAGCAGAGGUCUCUAUACCAUCGACAUCCUCUUUCAAGAUACAACCUCUUUUCCGGCGCUCCCUGAGAAGAACGCUCCUGGACUACUCGCAGGUCUCCUCCGGAUAUCCUAACCGCCGGAGGGCGGAGGAGUUUCGUUUUUCUCACUGGGGCGUGGUUCCGAGCGCCGGCAGUUAUUCUUCGGCAAGUGUUGGCCGCCGAGCAGCAUCCCGUUUGCAUCUAAGUGCGCGUGCCGAUUGCGAAGAAGUGCAUUCGUUGUACGGCGGGACAGGCGUCCCUUACAAGUACAGAGCACUUGGCUUGUUCUAAUUGCCAUUGCGUCCUGCUUCGACGGUCCGCUUCCGUAGAAGCAUCAUCCUGACAGUGCGCGCCAGACUCUACUGCCGUCGUUUGGCUGAUAACCGGUGAAGCCUCCUUCGGUGGUAGAAGACAUCUUCCUCUGAGGUUGUUGAAAGUUCUCGCCGCUUGGACGCUGACGACGCCGAAGUAGGGGCUCCGCUUCACGUAGUGCUAUCUGAGUGCUAUAACUAGCUGAGUAACGUAGCACCGCAGAGGACAUCGAGGACUGAGGAUAUUCAGGGCCCAGGACCACCAGGACAGAAGGACGUCGAGACAAAGGACGUGCUCUGCUGCGACAACUGCGUGCUGGGCGUCGUGUGGUAACGCGAAAGCUGGGAUGCCAUUCGGUCUCUGAUAGCGGCGGCGCCAACGCGUCUUGCCGUCCUUCCAUGGCCGACUUCGGGAUGCUGCUUCGUGCUGCACAGGCGUGCUGGCCCGCGCUGCUGGUGGCGCUUCUGCUGAGCGCCGCCCUGCUGGACUGCGCCCCCGUAGGUGUGGCGCCGCUCUCGGAGCUCCCGCAGGACCUGCAGCAGCUGCAGCAGCAGCACUCGACUUUGCCCGUCGCCUCACGCGCCGUCGUCAGCACCGUUAGCAGCGUCAUCGCCAUCAGCACCACAACCAGCACCAAUAGCGCAGGCGCCACCACGAGGCCGCCAAGCUCCUCCUCCCCCUCGAAACCACCGGACACCGGCGGAGCCCUGGAAGGCUCGGCAUCGUCCACCUUCCACCUGUUGGACGAGUUCAUGGACUACAGUGGCAGCGGCCAGAACCUGACCGAACCUGCCGGCAUCAGCAGCAGCUACCGCCUCGGCUACACGGUGGACACCGGCGGAAGCCUACGCAAGUUCCGCUACGAAGAGCGCACGCCAGAGGGCGCCAUCGUGGGCGAGUUCGGUUUCCACAAGAACGACGGCGUCAUACGCGGCGUGCGUUACACGGCCGAGCCGGGAGUGCAUCCCAAAGUGCUCUACGAGGCCCUCGUCAAGUUCUUCUCGUUGUGAGGCCAGGACAGCGGACGGCCGCUGUCAGCGAGAGUUCCGUGAUUGAAGCCCCCCCUCCCUGCCCCCCUCCGCGAGUGUUGGGGAACCUGAUUUCACCGUAUGAGAAACGUAUGCGCAUCCCUGUGAGCUCGACGCAGUGGUCAGCUUUCACUUGACCAUGACGGAGGAGAGCGUCAGUAUUUUUUUGUUCCCCAAUCGUUGUCUGUUCUGCGAGACGAUGACAGACAACUGCUUGGUGGCAGUGCUUUGCAAGGAAAGGAAGGAACUGUGCCAUGCCUCGUCGAAUGGAACGUGCCCUGCUUGUGAAAUCCCGCAGUGGAUUUGUGAAGCGAAGUGGAGCUGAGACAACGGAGCAGACGCAAAGAAUGCAUGGAGGUUGCUUACGUGACUGUCGCCCUUGCUGUGCAAACGUACUGUUCUCGCAUUGUGUUCUCACAUGCGCACGAUGACAUUGCAGCCGACGAGCCACUGACCCAGUCUCAAGGGCUGGAAUAAUUCCCCCUCUGCUAUGUUGAAAAGCUUCACUGAGCGAAAACUACUAGCCUAUCAGUGGGCCCCGGGGUGUAGUCUGCAUUACCAUGGUUGUGAGCGACGGAUUUGUGUCAAUUCCAGCAAGACUGGAAACUAAGAGGUUCAGAAACUGAGCAAUUGGGAGGCAACUGUGCGCAUUCCCUGUCCUUCUUACAGGAGAGGAAUCGUUGAGAAAGAUGAACUUGAACGUUUCGGCUGUUUCAGUUCGCCGUUCAAUCUUGCGGAGUCAGCUGUUGGCCACAACUUGAGGCAUGAGCACGGACUUGGUUCCGCGUAACUGCAACUUGACGGAAGCGUCGUAUUGUGCAUGAACUAUAAGACCUAUAGCAGAAAGUCUUCUCACAGUUCACAAGAUGAACACCGAGAGUUUACAUUGGCGUUUGCGGCCACUAAUAAGGUUAUCUUUAUAGUGCUCCAAGUGAGAGUAAGAUUGGCAGAGCGUUGCUAUGGAUUUUAGUUUUCUAAAGAAGAGGCGGCAUUGCGCGAAAUAAUUAAGUGGCGCUGCCAUUGUGUUGAUCCUUUCUGGCACUUCUAUCGUUUGAUGAUUUGGCGUAACUCAGCCUUGCCUUCGUAAAACAACAGCAAUGGCCAGAGGCUCAUUCUGCAUAUAUUUAAGAUAUCAGGAAUGGUAAGUAACUGCGGCUCCCAUAAGCGGCCUUUAUCCGUUGACUUCAACGGAUGUUCCCGUAGCUCAAUGUUCCCCUUUUCUUUUUUUUUAAUAGUAGACGAAAGUCGGGUUCUGGACUUGAAGCGGCGCAUGGUCAAAGGUAUUCUUGAACACUGAAUUUAGUGAAACUGCUGUGUAAUGGAUUAUAGCUUAAAAUUAUCAGUGAAGAGAUACACGACUAAGGUCAAGGGCAUGAUAGUUAAGCAAGGUUAAUGCGGAGUGGGCUAUGAUAUUUUUCUCGAGCGCCCGUCCAUUGAUCGUCCAUGUUGAUCAGCUUGUUUAAGGCAUAGGCAGAAGGUUAUAUUGAUAGUGAGAUAUUUAUUCUUAUUAUAGCCUGUUUAGAAGAACGAAGUAUAAUUGAUUAAAAAAAAAGAAAAAAAAGCACCCAGUACAGGUGGCUCACGUAUAUGUAACGAAGACUUCUAUUUUUGAAGAAAAGUAUGCAUCUACGAUUUCUGAAAGAAAUAAAGGUUAUCAUGCGUACGCCUGAUUCUUU